Molecule: messenger RNA, 1250 nt
Organism: Rana temporaria (common frog)
Lineage: Eukaryota; Metazoa; Chordata; Amphibia; Anura; Ranidae
Gene: TBPL2
Product: TATA-box binding protein like 2
Exons: 7
Coding region: 161-1099 (312 amino acids)
Biological process (GO): DNA-templated transcription initiation
Molecular function (GO): DNA binding; RNA polymerase II general transcription initiation factor activity
Source: RefSeq, a predicted model, not a curated record
AAAUCUCUUGUUAGAACAGGUGAUAGAAGCAAGUAAUCACCAUCAGUUUGUUUCCAGCUACAACUCUGCAGCCCAUCCAACCAAGCUUUGAAAUAAUGCAUCCUGGGAAUUUUCUUUUUUGUGAGAAACUUCUUGCUGAGUGUGGAAGAAGUCUUGCAGGAUGGAUGGGGAUUCCUCUCUGGAACGAUACUUAGACCAAUGUGAAGCUCAGGAUGGCCUUGACUCUACUCCUCAGAUGUACACUCCAAUGACUCCAUAUGAUGACCUAAAUAUCCAACCAGUCCCUGAAACUUCCUAUAGAUCUGAUCUGGACCAGUCCAAAGAUCUUUCUGCAGAUCUGGACCUGAGCUUUCUGCCUGAUGACUUAUCACCAAAUGAAGAAAAGAGCAACCUCUCCGAAUUGCAGGAUAGUGGAGUUUGCCUGGAUGCUUCUGGCCUCUCACAACCGUACACCCCCUGUGAGAACAGAGAUGCCUCCCAGGAUCCUUACGGCCUUCGCCCCAUGCCUAUAACUCCCAUGACACCCAUGACUCCAAUGACUCCUGUAGCAGAGUCCUCUGGGAUCAUUCCGCAGUUACAGAAUAUUGUGUCCACUGUGAAUUUAGCUUGCAGGUUAGACUUGAAGAAAAUUGCCCUCCAUGCCAGAAAUGCAGAAUACAACCCAAAGAGAUUUGCGGCGGUUAUAAUGAGGAUUCGGGAGCCACGAACAACAGCACUUAUAUUCAGCUCUGGGAAAAUGGUCUGCACUGGGGCAAAGAGUGAAGAGCAGUCGCGGCUGGCAGCAAGAAAGUACGCUCGAGUUGUACAGAAGCUGGGAUUCCCUGCCAAAUUCCUCGACUUUAAAAUUCAGAAUAUGGUUGGAAGCUGUGACGUGAGGUUCCCCAUACGGCUUGAAGGACUUGUUCUUACCCACCAGCAAUUCAGCAGUUAUGAACCAGAAUUGUUUCCAGGCCUCAUUUACAGGAUGGUGAAACCAAGAAUUGUACUACUCAUUUUUGUGUCCGGAAAGGUGGUAUUAACUGGUGCUAAAGAACGUGCUGAAAUCUAUGAAGCAUUUGAAAAUAUAUAUCCAAUCCUAAAAAGUUUUAAGAAGCAAUAAGUGCCUCAUUCAAGGCAAUUUUUGUUAUCCUAUGUUAUUUAUGUAUAUAGUUAAAAAAAAAAAUGCGUGAUUUGUAAUGAAAUUUCUUACUCUAUUUAUUUUUGAACUAGAAAUCUCACAGCACAUGGAUUUAAUAAAGACAAAUAUGAUC